UUUUAAUAUAAUUAUAACAACAUGAAGGCAAUUCAUAAUUAUGUGUUGACAGAUCUGCUAGGCAAGGGAGCUAUGGGAGAUGUCUACCAAUGUCAAAUGAAGAAGAAAGCCAAAAUACCUUCUGCUACCAAAGCCAGAAUGAGACCUGGAAGAAAAGUUGCAUGCAAAGUUGUUAAAUUUAAGAAUAUUAGCAAGCUUCAUAAGAAGUAUCUAACAAAGGAAAUAGAGAUUUUAAUGAAGAUCCAGCACGCCAAUAUUGUUAGGUUCCUCGAAGCCAAGAAGUCUAGCAAUAAUAUUUACAUUUUCAUGGAGUUUUGCAACGGGGGAUCUCUCAGGAGAUUCGUGGAACUCCAGGACGGAAAAUUAGAAGAGGAACUAGUACAGCAAAUUACACAACAAAUAGCUGCAGGGUUAAAUCAUCUUAAUGAUAAUGGCGCAAUGCAUCGAGACCUUAAGCUGGACAAUAUCAUGCUAAAUUUCCCAAAAUAUACCGGCAGCGGGAGCGUACCAGACGAAUACAUUGAAGAGUUUGAUUAUACCAAUGAGGAGUUAGAAGUAAUUAUUGGAGAUCUUGGUUUUGCAAGAUCUAUUGGGGAAGAUGAGCUUACCUCUUCAUAUUGAGGCACUCCUGUAAAUAUGGCUCCAGAAAUCAUGAAUGGGGAGUCAUAUAACUCGAAGUAUGGUAUUCCUAAAAAUCUCAAAGCAUCAAUUUCGUACCUUCAUUUGCUAGGCAAGUGAUUACAGUAUUACCCUGAUGAUAGGAUUAGCCAGAAAGAGUUGAUUUCUCAUCCAUUUCUUACUAAAAAGGAUAAUUCAGAUCUCAUUGACUUAGCUGAGAUUUUAGGUCUCAAUGAUGAUCCUUCUUUUCAAGCUCCAUACAGUUCACUAAACUUCACUACAAUGAAUGCAAUUUUGCUGAAUAUCCAGGAUCCAGGAAUCAUGACCGAAUUUAUCAAUAAGAUCAGAGACUUUGCAGCAAAAGAUUAUUGAGAAUUUGAAUUCACAGGGUGUGAUGACCUUUCUCUCCGAUCUUCCACAAGUACUAACCCAUCUGGUGAGAAAGAGGUUCUUGCUGAAGAAUACAAAAGGUUUGGACAUCUCGAAGAAGUAGAUACUCGUAAAAGGUCAGAAGAGGUUGAUGAUAGAUCUCAAAAAGACACUCGUAUGGCCUUUAACUUUAGCUUAUCACCAACUAAAGGGUUCACCCAAAAGCAGGUUUUAAAUACCGAAGAACUUUCUAGCUCAGCUAAGCCAUCCUCUGUAUCUCAAAGUCAGUGUGUUCCCUUGAGGUGUACAGAGAAGCCCUCUGAUCAGUCUCAAGCGAUUGACAAGGUCGGAAAAGAAGAGGAUGGAUAUAAGACCCAGAGCACUCAGGAAUAUUCCCAGAAUUCCUCUCAAGCGUCUAGGAAGGAGGCCCCAGAGACUUUCCAAGGAUAUCAGCACGAUUUCUUGGAAAAAGCCCAAUUCGAUCCUACUAAUGACGCUUAUCCUUUGAAUUAAUCUAACUCCAUAUUUAUAAGUGCUGUUUCAAC
Messenger RNA from Moneuplotes crassus, 1532 nucleotides. The record is from the annotation of a GenBank genome assembly. NCBI's taxonomy places the organism in Eukaryota, Ciliophora, Spirotrichea, Euplotida, Euplotidae.